Molecule: messenger RNA, 4665 nt
Organism: Rhipicephalus microplus (southern cattle tick)
Lineage: Eukaryota; Metazoa; Arthropoda; Arachnida; Ixodida; Ixodidae
Gene: ric8a
Product: ric8 guanine nucleotide exchange factor A
Biological process (GO): G protein-coupled receptor signaling pathway
Cellular component (GO): cytoplasm
Molecular function (GO): G-protein alpha-subunit binding; guanyl-nucleotide exchange factor activity
Source: RefSeq, a predicted model, not a curated record
UUGUUGCACAGCCAAAGGUGUGUGUGGUGUUGAGUGGUUUACAUGUGCGGAGACCGCUAACGCCAACUCCGCUGUGCCGGAUGGGGCUGUCGAUUGUGGACCAGCUGUUGGCCGUCUCAAAUGACCAAGCUGAACUCUUUCUCAAAGAAUUUAAUGCAAAGCACGCCCAAAUAUUUACCUUUCCUGACCUCAGCCUGGAUGAUCGUCGGGUGCUCGUGUCUCGGCUUAUGGAAUUGGUGUCAUCAGACCGGGAGUCUUGCCAGCUGCAGUGCCUGGAGACUCUGCGACUGCUGAGCAGAGACCGUUGCCACCUGGAGGAGGUCUUUUCGGCAGACGUGCUGGCUCAGCUAGCACGCUAUGGCCCAACUCGCUGGGCGACCCAGCGAGGAGCUCGGCCAGCUAGACAACUGCAUGCUCCAGCGGUGGUGGAGGCCUUGAAAACCUUGUGCAACCUGAUCUACAACAGUUCCACGGUGCAGAAGAUAUGCAGUCACAAUGGCUGUGUGGAAGGCGUCAUGCUGCGGCUCAAGCUGUACGGGCACCCACAUCUGCCACAUGACGUCAAGUUUUUUGACAUGCGGAUGUUAUUUCUGCUGACAGCCCUCUGCGCCGACACCAGGCCUCGGUUACGGACGGAACUGCAUGGCCUUACCUACUUGCGGGAGACUCUUGAUCUCAUUCUCAAGUUAAGUGAGGAGCGCACUGUGGCAACGCAAAGCUCAUCCGGGCUUAAGCGGUGCAUGCGCCACAGCCGUCGAGGGCGUCACGCUGGGGGGGAUGAUUCCAUAGGGACCACUCCUGUGCUCAGCGCUGAGGAUGCUUCACUGGCAGCCGAAGUGCUGAAGGUGCUUUACAACCUCACCUGCGGUCUUGACAAGUUCCAUGUGGAAGAGGAAGAUGAAGUUCACUUCGAACGCUUAGUGGGCCUCCUGCAUGACCUUCUUCUGUGUGACGUCACCAGUGCUGAGGCCAAAGACCAACUACAUGGACAAGUAGUGCACCUUCUAUCCAGCGUUCCACGUCCAUUCUAUGCGGAGCUACUAACAGAAGCAAACCCUGGCGAAGAGUGCAGUUUCGAAGGCUACAAUGUGGAUUCAGUGGCUGCACUGGUCGCUUAUCUUGAGCGUAGGCUUGAUGAGGUAGAAACCAAGCCCAACUUUUAUCGGCAGUUGACUCCUGUGCUGCUGUGCUUGGCAGAAUGUGGCCGCGGACACAGAAUCCUGCGUCGAUACUUGCGUGCAAGGGUGCUGCCACCACUUAAGGAUGUCAUGACACGCCCUGAAUCGGGCAGCACGUUGCGCAACAGGCUGGUGCGAUUGAUGACGGUUCCUUGCACUGACACGAAGCAGCUGGUAGCCGAGCUGCUGUUUGUGCUCUGCAAGGAGAAGGUGGGCCGCCUGAUCAAGUACACUGGUUACGGGAAUGCUGCGGGGUUACUCGCUCGGCGAGGGUUGCUAAGGGCGACCGGAGUGCUCUACUCAAGCGACUCUGAGGACAGCGACACGGAAGAGUACCUGAAGCAUCGAGACCACAUCAAUCCUGUGCUGGGCUGCCACGAGCCAGUACGUGAGCCGCCCUUGCAAGCGAUGAGCGAGGAACAGAAGGAGCACGAGGCCAUGAAGCUUGUCAACCUAAUGGACCAACUGACCAGGGUCGGAGUUGUGCAGCCAGCACGCGUUGGUGUUGAUGGCCGUCCAUGCCCUAUUGAGCAUGUGCUGGAGCUCCAGGAAGACCGUGACCUUGCAGAGUCUGACUGAGAUGCAACACUGGCUGUAACCACAAACUGGCUGUGACCACAGGCUGCAUAUCUUGUACACCUGAAACUAUACGUUAAUUCCCAUUAGUUUGUUGUGUAGGCGUGCACAUGGGGGGGGGGGGGGGGGCAAGGGCGCAGUCAUAUCUUUAAUCACUUGAGGGGGAGGCAUGCAAAGUCUUGCCAUACACUCACUUCAUAGGGAGCGUUGUGAUGAACCUUCAUCAGCUGCCCUGAAGAAAACACUGCUUACGCCAAUGCUUGGUUGGAUUCAUUUUCAUUAGAUGUAGCUCAUGCUUUCUUUCUUACUCUCUAUUAGUUAUCGAUCUUUUCUGUUGAUACAUUGUAGUUGGUUUUUUGUAACGUAUAUAUAAAAGCCAAGCUUUGAAGAGAAUAUGAAAUGUUUGAUUGUGUCUGAUUUGAAUGGGGGCACGAAACGCAAACGCAACUUGAACUUAGGAAAUAUGAGGGCUAUCAUCAUAUUGGUGCGUUGCAUUCUUGUUCUGAUUUUUAUUACUGAUGCACCUGGAGUUUCAUACCAUAAAACUUUGAAGCCAAUCUGGCACUAGUGUUUAUAAGGGGCUCCUUGAACAAUGUUUAAACCACUGUAGGAAUGAUGUAUAGUGCACUAAAAUAUAUGUUAAUAUUCUAGUUCAUUCUAGAUUUUUGGGAAGUACACGUAUGCUUCAAACGGAUUUUAUUCUUGAAACUCGCAACACUUGUUUUCUGAGCUCUAUAUACAAGGUUGUCAAACGUAAACAGAUUCUUCUUUCGUGUAGAAAACUUAUUGCAUAUAGAUUGCAUUACUGUGAGAUUGAUGUGAAGUCUAGACAAUAUCAACCACGUGGAGCUCUGCAACAGUGUUUGAGAUAUGGCAUUACCAAGUAAUGAUGUAAAUUUAUCCUUAAAAACGAACACGAGUCUUCUUUUCCACCCAUUGCAUGCAUAAUCUAUUUACGGAAAUACUGUAUCGAGCAAGAAAUCUCUUGACUGCAAUGCCAGGCUCAUCUGCUCCAGCGCACCUCUCAUUCUGCUGUAGGUGCAUCUCCCUCAGCACACUCUCAUUCUGCUGCCAAUUUGACUACAUCUCGUCAAGACAUGCCUUGCACAAAAAAAUUUGAAAGUCUAUGCAGUUUCCUGCACUGGGCAUGGGACGCUAUGGCUGUGCAGAGCGGUGUAUAAAUGACGCUUUGCUAAUAAUACAGUCAAAUACAAUUUGCAAAGCCACAGUGCCAUCAGAAAUGGAAAGCCCUAGCACGCUUCAGUCACUUUCAACAACAAAGUUUGGUGCAAAGCUCAGCUCUCUUGCACUGCACCCCCACUAACCACGCCAGGGAACACCACAUGGAGUGGCAUACAGCUUCUGCACUAUAAACAAAAACUGUAGAAAAAAAAUAUCCGUAGACAGUUUGCUAGCUAACGAAAUUCAGGCCGAUGCUCCCAUCUUAUAUCCUUUAAGGUUUUUGUAUGCACCGCUAUGCUUAUCUAUAUCACCAAAAUGCUUUUAUGAUAGCAGAAGUGCCUAGUAACAGAGACGUGGAACAAAUGAACCCCUGAAUUUGUUUUGACUGCCCGAGAUAAGUAGAGCCUUCCAAUUUUUCCCUAGUAUUGAAUGCAGCUAUCACUACAGUGUGCCAAAUACACAUCAGUGCAGUAGGCCUCAACUCAUUCUUUUGGAUGAUUCGGCCUAGUUGGAACAUAUUCAUCUUGAAGUAUUUGCGCAGGCACGCGGGGACAAAGUUGAGAAACACAAAUGGCAGCUUGUGAUCACAAGCUGUGCCAUGGGUGCUGUUCAUGGUUUUAUGACUAGAUUUAACAGAUCUAAAGGUUUUUAAUUGAAAAUAAAAAAAAAAGGUCACAGCUUUGCCACAAAGGUGAAGCAAUGAAUGUGAUGGCAAACAUUGGAAGGUCACGCGAACAAUCGCUGGCAGGUCCCAACGUGCCCCGCAUUUCUCACGCACAAAUGACACACGAAACGUGCUCACUGGUACAGAUGAACGCGAAUAAGCGUCUCAGUCUUUACUUCGCUGUGUCUGAAAAGCACACCUUUUUCGCAAAGGAAGACUGUGCAACAAGUGUAGUGACCUUUGUGCUCCCGGUAAAACAACAGAAUUGUUUCGAUCAAAGCCCAAAACGUAUGACUAUCCCCACCGCGAGAUAAGCGAGUGCGCGCAUGAGCAUCCCUUCUUCAAGAGGCAAGGUACGUGUGGGAGAUGAGAGCGCAUGCUGCCGCGUCAUGGCGAUCUGGCGAUGCGCUCAUUUGCGUUAUCUCGCUGGUAAUGCUCAAAACACGAUAGUUCCCCUAAGAUGCCUAUCACCAGCAGUAAGUGGUAGAUAUAAAUAGCUUGCCGUUCAAAUUUGAAUGAGGUGCUUCUUCGUGGCUCAGUGGCUAACACCUCGCACUCACAAUUCACAGGUCAAACAUUUGAUUCUGCUCGCCCGAGACUUUUUGGGAUGAUUUUUUUUUCUUGUGUUUUCAUAUAUAUAGAUACGUAUUCAUCUACGGCGAAUGACAGCGGCACCGACGCCGUCGUUGACGGCAAAAUAUAGCCGAGAGUGUCCAUAUAAUUGCUAUCGCAUAAAAUAAACCAGUAGUUAGAUUGUGCCCGUUUGUGUUUCUCAACUUUGACCCUGUGUGUCUAUGCAAAUACUUCAAGGUGCUUCUAGCGUGCAUUCUGCUGAUUUAUAUAUUCCUGUACUUCUGCACAAGCUUGUUCUGGCUAAUAUGGCAUAUUAGUCUAACACUUUAGCACAUAUUCCUUGCUAGUUAGUAGAAUUAGAAAUAAAUUGUGUUGUAUGGAACAAUUGGUCAUCGAACGGCUACAUAGAAUGCAAGAUGAACAUAAACAGAGUGAAUGCUAUGUGUAAAAUGUUGUGUGGCAUUGUAGAGUAAAAGUAUGUAUGUGACCCAC